Messenger RNA from Culex pipiens pallens (northern house mosquito), 3090 nucleotides. RefSeq names its product protein sel-1 homolog 1 (gene Hrd3). Gene Ontology annotation, cellular component: endoplasmic reticulum membrane. Gene Ontology annotation, molecular function: protein binding. The record is from RefSeq and is a predicted model, not a curated record. NCBI's taxonomy places the organism in Eukaryota, Metazoa, Arthropoda, Insecta, Diptera, Culicidae. The coding region runs from base 376 to 2775 and encodes 799 amino acids. The transcript has 5 exons. Gene Ontology annotation, biological process: ERAD pathway.
CUUCCACCUCAGAGCAGUCGGUGGCAAAAUAACAACAUCUCAGCCAAAUUUGCGAAAUUCUCCCACGGAAAAGGACUUUUUUAGAGAUUGAAAAGUGCACAAAAAGGGGUUUGAGAGUGAUUUAAAGUGAGAUAGUGUGUGGUUUAGUUAGGGGACUAAAUUUGGUGGAAAGUUUUCGCUUGAGUGCCGAUUUUCUUCACCUCGCGAGAAAGCAUCUGGAACCACUUGCGGAUUGACCGGAUUGUGAUCCGGGGCAAGUUCCCAGCUUUUUCGAUGGACACGUCGCCGCUGCUUCUAGAAGAAUAAUCAAAGCAGCAAAAACAGCAACAAAAGUUUAUCGCCCACAAAAACAAACGCAAAACGACGACGACGACGAUGAAGACGUUCCUGCUGCUGUGCGGGAUCCUGGUCCUGUUUGGGGCGGUUUGCUGGAGCGAACCACUCGGGCCGGAGGAAGCCAAGCGGAAAGUUUCCCCCGCGCAAGAGGAGGAAUCGCCGUCGGAUGCGACCACCAGUACGGAAAACGACCGCAAAUCGGCCGAGGGACUGCUGGAGGAAUCGGUGCUGGGACGGGAAGAGGAAGCGAGGAGGGAAGCGUCCCGCACCGACUUUGAUGUGUUUUCCGACGAGCUGCACUUUAUCGGCGGAUCGGCGAUUAAGAUUGUGAAGGCGCCGGAUUUGUCCCAGGACAAGGAAAACCGCAAGAUGUCGGAGAUGUUGAACGAAAUGUUGGAGAACCACGAGCGGAUGAUUCAGAAGAUCGAGAGUGAAAUCGACGAGAUUAAUCGGUUGGAACCGGUGGAGCCGGAAGUGGUGCGACCGCUUACGCCGGAGGAACUUGAGGCGCAGGAGGCGUUUGACCGCGCCAUGGCCGUCAUGAAUCGCACCAAGGUGGACAAACUGGCCGGGAUCAAGCUGAUGGUGGAGGCCGCCGGGAAGGGUCACCCGUUGGCGAAGAGUCACGUCGCGUGGGCCCAACUGCUCGGUCAUCCGAUCCACAUGGACAUUGAGGCGGCCAAGAAGACGUUCCAGGAGCUGGCUGACGAGGGUCUUCCGGACGCGCAGAUGGGACUUGGGUUUAUGUACGCCGCCGGGAUUGGGUUCAACGUGAGUCAGGCCAAGGCGCUGGUUUACUACACGAUGGCCGCCCUCGGGGACAAUUCGUGGGCGCAGAUGGCACUCGGGUAUCGGUACUGGGCCGGGGUGGGAGUGCCGAACAGUUGCGAGACGGCGCUGGACUUUUACCGGAAGGUGGCGACGAAGGUGGCGAAUCAGGUAACCUUCUCCGGCGGCGCUGCCAUCCACCGGAUCCGGCUGCUGGACGAGGCGGAAAACUCGGGGACCAGCUCGGGCAUCCUGGACAACGACCUGAUCGACUACUACCAGCUGCUGGCGGACAAGGGUGACGUGCAGGCGCAGGUCGGGCUGGGCCAGUUGCACUACCAGGGUGGGCGGGGCAUCCAGCUGGACCACCAGAAGGCGCUGCAGUACUUUAGCCAGGCGGCGAAUGCGGGGAAUGCGGUGGCGAUGGCGUUCUUGGGGAAGAUUUAUCUGGAGGGGAGUGACAACAUUAAGGCGGAUAAUGAUACGGCGUUUAAGUAUUUUAAGAAGGCGGCUGAUUUAGGGAAUCCGGUUGGGCAGAGCGGACUGGGGGUGAUGUUCUUGCACGGAAAGGGCGUUCCGAAGGACACGGUGAAGGCGUUGAAGUACUUUACGCAGGCGGCGGAUCAGGGCUGGGUGGACGGGCAGCUUCAGCUGGGGAACAUGUACUUUAGCGGGACGGGGGUGAAACGGGACUUUAAGCUGGCGAACAAGUACUACAAUUUGGCGUCACAAUCUGGGCACGUGUUGGCGUUCUACCACCUUGGGCAGAUGCACGCCGUCGGGCUGGGGAUGAUGCGAUCGUGUCCGACUGCGGUGGAGCUGUUCAAGAACGUGGCCGAGCGGGGCAAGUGGACGGAACGGCUCAUGUCGGCGUACCAGGACUAUCGCUCGUAUCGGUUUGAGGAGGCCUUCACGCAGUACGCUUUGAUGUCCGAGCUUGGGUACGAGGUGGCGCAAAGCAACGCGGCAUUCCUGCUGGAUCGGGGCGAGGUCAACCUGUUCAAGAACCGCGACCAGGAGCUGCUGAGGGCGCUGCAGUUCUGGGGAAGAGCCGCGGCGCAAGGCUACUCGGCGGCGCAGGUCAAACUGGGUGAUUAUCACUACUACGGACUGGGGACGCUGGUGGACUUUGAGACGGCGGCGUCGCAUUACCGAAUGGCCUCGGAGCAGCAGCACAACGCGCAAGCGAUGUUCAACCUCGGCUACAUGCACGAGCAGGGGCUCGGCAUGAAGAAGGACAUUCACCUGGCGAAGCGGUGCUACGACCUGGCGGCGGAGACGAGCGCGGACGCGAAGGUGCCGGUGACGCUGGCGCUGAUGAAGCUGCAGCUGCUGUUCAAGCUCGAGUCGCUGCGGGAGUCCCCCUUCAACGUGCUGCUCAACCUGGACGAGAACAUCGCCUCCAACUGGGACCUGUACCUGAUCACGGUGCUGACCAUCGUGCUCGGCGGUGCGCUCUACUUCCGGAGGCCACCGGGACCGGGUCAGCAGCCUCAACCUCAGCAACCCCAGCCGCCAGCUCGGAACGUUCCCGCAGACGAAGCGCCCCUCAUUGAUCGUCCGGACACUCCGGUGGCGGCGGCGGCAGUGCCAACGACGAGGGACGCGACUCCUCCACCACGGAACAGCAAUCCGGAGCGACGGGAACAGCGCGAGGACACGCCACAGUAAAGAAAAAAUGAGAAAUUAGUCGCAAAGAGAUGAAUUCUGAAGAACUAUUUACUUUUGUUUAUUCGAUUUAUUCUGUUUGUUAGUGUUUUUUUUUUAUUUUAAAAAUCACACACUUUUAAACAAAUUUAAGCAAUUCAGCUGAUCUUUAGUUGCAUUUUUUGUUCUCACCCACGGCAUGCACUAGUAGCGAACACAAAAGCGAUCGAUUUAGAUUAUUUAAGACUUUGUGAGUAUCGAUAUCGAUUGAGUAGGAAUUACAAAAUAUUUUUGUGAGUGACGAAAGGAAAAUUAAUCAAUCCAUAUGAAUUAAAGAAA